AUGCCACCCAAGAAACGCAAGAUUUCUGACGCUUCGCACGAAGCAGGAGGCGCCAAUGGGACUUCUCACGCAAGCAAGCGAGGCAAGCCUGAUUCGUCCCGCUAUCACCCAAACGCGAAGCAGGCUGAAGAUUUCGGCAUCGUUCUUCGUGAAUUCUAUCCCCCAGAGAUGAGUAACGAGCGUUGCGAAGCCUAUAAUAAUGGUUUAAUUGAGCGUCCGAUCGAAACAUUACAAAAGGCGUACGAAACAACGCUGGACACACGCCAGUCUAUCAAACCUAACAAUGCCGUGAUUCAUUGGUUCAAGUCGGAUCUGCGACUCCAUGACAAUCGAGCGCUGCGAAUGGCUUAUGAACUGGCCCAGGAAAAUAGCAUUCCCCUGAUUUGUCUCUACAUACUCUCUCCCGAAGACCUGACAGCCCACCUUUCGAGCCCACCUCGCGUCGAUUUGACACUUCGUACACUGGCACAGUUGAAGCGGGAUUUGGGUGAGCUUGACAUUCCUCUGUACAUGGAAACCCAGGACAAACGGAAUAAGAUCCCACAACGUCUGGUGGAUUUGUGUCAGGAAUGGGGCGCCAACAACGUAUUCGCAAACAUCGAAUAUGAAGUCGAUGAGCUGCGCCGCGAAGCUAAAUUGGUAAAGCUAUGCGCGGAGCAGGGGAUCAAGUUUGAGGCAGCUCAUGAUACCUGUGUUGUUACUCCGGGUGCUCUGUGCACUCAGCAAGGGAAACAAUAUGCCGUUUUUACUCCAUGGUUUCGUUCGUGGGCUGCCUUUCUAAAGGAGAACCCAGAACAUCUCGAACUUGUGGACGAACCAGGUUCAAACCCUGGAGAUGCACGGAAGCACUUUAAAGCCCUAUUCGACAGUGAAGUUCCCGAGGCACCUGAAAACAAGCGGUUAUCUGAGGACGAAAAGAACCAUUUUCGCCAACUGUACCCCGAAGGAGAACAUGAAUCUCUCCGCAGGCUAGACGCUUUUCUCGAAAAGAAAGCCAAGGCGUAUGAUGAGAAUCGAAACCUGGUCGCAAACCAGGGCACUUCGGUUCUUAGCCCAUACUUCGCGACGGGUGCAUUAAGCGCAAGGACAGCAGUUUCAAAGGCAAAGAAACUCAACAAUAACCAACUGGAUCGAAGUGACCCUGGCUUUAUGUGCUGGAUUAGUGAGGUCGCCUGGCGCGACUUUUACAAGCAUGUGCUCGUCCAUUGGCCUUUUAUCUGCAUGAACAAGUGUUUCAAGCCCGAAUACACGAACAUCGAGUGGGAAUACGACGAAGAUCAGUUCAACGCUUGGUGUGAAGGAAAAACAGGAUUCCCCAUUGUCGACGCGGCAAUGCGGCAGAUCAAAAAUGACGCAUGGAUGCACAACCGAUCUCGCAUGGUAGUAUCCUCGUUCCUUUCGAAAGACUUGAUGCUCGACUGGAGACGAGGAGAGCGAUAUUUCAUGGAACACCUCAUUGAUGGCGAUUUUGCCUCCAACCACGGUGGAUGGGGUUUCGGAUCAAGUACGGGCGUCGACCCGCAGCCGUAUUUCCGUAUCUUCAACCCACUCCGUCAAAGCGAGCGAUUUGAUCCCGAAGGCGAGUACAUUCGGCGUUGGGUACCAGAACUUCGAGGCAUUAAGGGAUCGGCAAUUCACGACCCCUACGAGCGGGGUGCCGGUGAUGCCGCGAAAAAGAAUGGCUAUCCCCGACCGAUAGUGAAUCACUCGGAGAGCAGAGAUCGGGCUUUGGACCGGUACAAAAGCGCGUUGCAGAGGAAGUGA
Aspergillus wentii DTO 134E9 is the source of this 1764-nucleotide messenger RNA. RefSeq names its product deoxyribodipyrimidine photo-lyase PHR1. Lineage: Eukaryota; Fungi; Ascomycota; Eurotiomycetes; Eurotiales; Aspergillaceae. The coding region runs from base 1 to 1764 and encodes 587 amino acids. Gene Ontology annotation, biological process: circadian regulation of gene expression; entrainment of circadian clock by photoperiod. The record is from RefSeq and is a predicted model, not a curated record. Gene Ontology annotation, cellular component: nucleus; cytoplasm. Gene Ontology annotation, molecular function: DNA binding; FAD binding. The transcript has 2 exons.